Molecule: messenger RNA, 1080 nt
Organism: Medioppia subpectinata
Lineage: Eukaryota; Metazoa; Arthropoda; Arachnida; Sarcoptiformes; Oppiidae
Source: the annotation of a GenBank genome assembly
AUGAAUGUGAGUGAUUCCGGUGCCAAUCGGACAGUGAGUCCACUAUUGGGCGCACGAAUAGUCAGAAUAUGCCAUAAAUACCCGAAUAAAGGCAUUGAAUUGCAUUCAAUCCUAUAUUACUUUCACAAAGAAUUUUUAUAUCCAUUGGAUCUGAUGUCAGAGGGUUUUGAUGCGAUUGAACCGUUCAUUCAAUGCCUCAUUUGUGACAAUUAUCCUCUGGAAGUGAUCGAUGGCAGCGAUGGUUGGCGUCGACUGGCGGUCGACAAACGGCGCUACUAUUACUGGUUGUCUGGCGUUAAAGUCGCCAAACGCUAUGAUAUGAUGAAUAUAUUGGCCGACAUUCCCGACGACGCGAUUGCUUGCGGACACCAAUUGCCAAAAUUUCAAUUACCCGCUAAUCUGGUCAACGCUUUGCCCGAAAUACUUUCCGGCAAUAUUCUCAAUGAACUUUGCUUUUGUGAAAUGAGACUAAUGUAUGCGAUUAGUCCUCACGAGAUGUUUGUCCACAUCUGCGACGACGACCACCACUUGGCUUACCAUCGGCUGAGGAUUGACAUGAGAUCCUACGAUAAUGUGGACAAUGAGGACAAGUAUCGGGUGCCGAGUCUGCUAUUGUUUGAUGGCCUGCUCUGUGCCGUCCGUUACCAUAAAAUAUGCCACGAAUGGCACAGAAGUAUCAUAUUAUCCAUCGAUAGAGACAAUAAUUGUCGACUACUUUUGGUUGAUAUCGGCGAUGUAAUUGAAGCAAACGCUAAACACUUGCGGCUAUUGUUGCAAAAGUACGCCCAACUGCCGGCACAGGCGCUCAAAGUCCAGUUGACUGGUAUCCGACCGAUCGGUAAAUCAGAUCAACACUGGUCUCAAUGGGCGAAGAAUUUUGUCAAACGACUCGAAGAGCAUAACUAUUGCGGACCAAUUGAAUGCGCUUUUAUUGGCCGCCAGUCCGACAGAUAUCGGGUUUUUAUUAGAUAUUACGAUAAGAUUAAGUCAAUUAAUGAAAACGAUUUGCUAUUUUUGCACCAAAUAUUAGUGGAUAAACAAUUGGCGAUUAUAUCCGGUAAUGAUAUGCCUAUUGAUUGA